ACCCGACUCGAUAACCACCAUUCCAUUCACAACUCUGCAAAUUAAAGAGCGGUUUUAAGUGAAAGAAAAUUAAAUACUGAAAAAUGAAAGGGUUCACGAUUUUUGGAAUUUUUGCUGUGUCUUUCCUCCUCCUUUCGGAAACUUUGGCACACAGCAGCUCCGAAGAAGAGGGGGAUAAUUUUUUCCUGAAUCAUCAGAGAUGUCACUCUGUCGGGACUAAAGUCGUCAUAACUCGUCCAGACGGAUCGUCCGAGUCGUGCACUUGUCAAGCACCACCCACCACGACGACCGCACCCACCACCACGACCGGCAGACCGGGACGACGACCUCGGCCCGUUCCGAAACCCCGAAACACGUGGGAAUGUACCUCCACUCUGGCCGGAAGUACGACAACGACGACCGCACCGAUUACGGACACGACGAUCACACCCACCACCACUACGGACCCCCAAGCUUGAAAUCAAUUAUGGGAACCAAAAAUUUUAGAAAUAUGUAUUCUACCAAAAUUAACUACAAUUCAGCUAGUUUAAUUUUUAUUUUAAAUUAUUAUAACACAUUUUAUUAACUUUAUGUACACAUAUCUGACAAUUUACAUAGUCUCAUGUAUAUGGUGUUAAAAAUUGCAUGUAAAAUUGUUGCCUCGAGUAGGUGAAACGUAAAUUUUAAUAAAUAUAAAACGUCAGAAAACACA
Molecule: messenger RNA, 691 nt
Organism: Folsomia candida
Lineage: Eukaryota; Metazoa; Arthropoda; Collembola; Entomobryomorpha; Isotomidae
Product: integumentary mucin C.1
Exons: 2
Coding region: 84-458 (124 amino acids)
Source: RefSeq, a predicted model, not a curated record